AUGAUCCUGCUAGUCUCAUUCUUAUGCUGUGGAUUUUCGGUCAUUUCUGGGCAGCAGGAUCCUGAAUUCUUGGCCAAGGAAUUGCAAGAGGCUGAGAUUACGGAUUACAACCUCAUUGACAAUCCAACGAUAUUUUUUUCUCCAGCAGAUGUUGCCUCUCCACCACCUUCAACUGUUGUUGGCCAGACCAAAACUUUGGCCAAAGUCACCUUCAGUCCAACAGUGGUCCAGCAAGCAAAGAUUGCAAGGAAUGGCAUUCUGGGAGAUUUCACCAUCAGAUAUGAUGUCAACCGGGAGCUGAGUGUUGGGGAUGUCCAGGUUUUCAAUGGAUACUUUGUGCACUACUUUGCUCCCAAAGACCUCCCUCCGCUUCCCAAGAAUGUUGUCUUUGUCCUUGACAGCAGCGCCUCCAUGGUGGGAACGAAGCUGAGGCAGACCAAAGAUGCCCUGUUCACCAUUCUCCAGGAUCUCAGACCCGAGGAUCACUUCAACAUUAUUGGCUUCUCCAAUCGAAUCAAGGUGUGGCAACAUGACCAACUAGUGCCUGUGACUCCCAACAAUAUCCGAGAUGCAAAGAUCUACAUCCACAACAUGUCCCCUUCUGGAGGCACAAACAUUAAUGGGGCCCUCCAAAUCAGCACGAAAAUACUCAAUGACUACAUUGCCCAGAAUGACAUUGAGGCACGAAGCGUCUCUCUGAUUAUCUUCCUGACCGAUGGGCGGCCCACAUUUGGGGAAAUAGAACCAACCAAAAUCAUCAACAACACCAAGGAGGCCAUCCGUAACAAGUUCUGUCUCUUUACCAUUGGGAUCGGCAAUGAUGUGGACUACAAAUUGCUGGAGAGGUUGGCACUGGAGAACUGCGGGAUGAUGCGACGUGUACGGGAAGAGGAGGAUGCCGCAGAACAACUGAAAGGAUUCUACUAUGAAAUCGACACACCUCUUCUUUCCGACAUCCGGGUGGAUUAUCCAACUGACAAUGUGGCUCAAGUCACCCAGAACCUCUUCCCCAACUACUUCAAUGGAUCUGAAAUCGUCAUUGCUGGAAAACUCUUCAACAAAACAGCCAACAGAUUACAUGUAGAAGUGACAGCCAGCAACAGCAACAAGUACGUCCUUCUAAAAACCGACGUGGCCAUUGAUCUCUCUGGCAAGAACCAUAUUGGCGGAGCUUCCAAUGUUGGAGGCUCAACUAAUGGUCAGAACUAUGUGGAACGGACUUGGAGCUACCUCACCAUCAAGGAGCUGUUGGCAUCCUGGUUGAAGAGUGACAGCAAUGAGGAGAAGGAAUCUCUGAGAGAGAAAGCCAAGGAGCUGGCCCUCAUGUACCACUUUGUCACUCCUUUCACAACCUUGAAAAUGAAGGAGCUUGCCCUUCAAGCAGAGCUCCCAAAAGAGGUCUAUGUUGGCCCAUUGAUGGAAGGAGUUGAAGGAAUCGUACAGGGACUGCAAGGUCACCGAGCACCGACUGCAUUGGACUCUGUCUCUGGAAGGCCAGCGAAGCAAAAAGUCAAGGUCACAAAAACAUCAGCGGAUGGUGACCCCCAUUUUGUUGUCGACUUCCCCUUGAGCAAGCUGGCGGUCUGCUUCAACAUUGACGGAGAACCAGGAGAUAUCCUCAGGCUGGUUUCUGAUCACAAGAAUUCUGGUGUGACCGUGAAUGGCCAGUUAAUCGGUGCUCCCGCCCCACGUAAUGGCCACAAGAAACAUAGAACCUACUUCAGGAGCAUCACCAUUCUCAGUAGCAAACCAGAGAGAGCCUACCUGGAGGUCACGCCCACAAAGCUUAUUUUGGAUGACGGAAAGAGACUUGUCUUGCCUUGUGACCGCACUGCCAUGGUGGCCAGCAAGAACCUCGAGGUCUCCAUCUUUGCCCGUUCCAACGUCACCGUGGUCCUCCGGGGCACCAUUGGCUUUGUCAUUCUGAUCCACCAUUACAAGAAUCCUGCCCCGUACCAGAAGGAUCAUUUGGGAUUCUACGUCUCCAGCAGCAAAGGCCUUUCUACAAACUCCCAUGGCCUGAUUGGUCAGUUCUUACACCAAGAUGUUAAACUUACCCAAGAGCCAUUGAGACCAAGUCCUUUUACGGGCAGCUGGAACCAAACCAAAGGCGUGGAUAUGAAUUCUGGGAAUACAUUAUUAAAACUGAAAGGGCGUAUGGUUCCUGUUGUGUGGAAACAGCGGAAGAUCUACAACGGUGAACAGGAAGUGGACUGUUGGUUUGCCAAGAACAAUGCAGAGAAACUGAUAGAUGGAUGCUACAAGGAUUACUUGGCCUCUCACCCUUUUGACACAGGGACUGGCUACCUGAUGGAGAACAGGCUCUGAAGACAAAGAACACGGCUGGUUUUUAACACAUGCAGAACCAGUCAUCCUCAGAGAGACUCUUGCACUUUGACUGUUAACCACCAAAGAAACCAAAAUGAUUUCUUCUUUUUUUAAAAAAAAAUCAGAAUUCAGUUCAUAGCAGUCUAUUCCAUGAGUACUAGGAAGGACGCUUUCAACAAGUGACUCCACUAAGGUUUAAUGCUAGGUUAAAACACAUCUGCACAGAUACAUAGUCUUUUAUAUACAUGAUUUAUUUCAGCAGGAGUCUCAGGACUGCGUCACAUGGAAACCUGACAUUGCUGAUGGGCUAGUGAUGGUCCCAUUACAAAGUAUUAUGUGCCUCCCAAUAUUAGAUUGGCUCCCCACUGUGAUUCCACCAUUCCUGUCUUUCAAUGGGCAAAAUCCAUCUAUAGCAGUGGUUCUCAGCCUGUGUGUCCCCAGAUGUUUUGGACUACAACUCCCAGAAAUCCCAGCGAGUUUACCAGCUGUUAGGAUUUCUGGGAGUUGAAGGCCAAAACACCUGGGGACCCCCAGUUUGAGAACCACUGAUCUAUAGUUUCCAAUCCCACAAUGUUCAUAUUGCCUACCUUGGUGCGAUGGAUCCUUUUCCCUUCUGUGCCAGGAUGCCAGCAGUAAAGUGAUGUCACAGAGCAGGAGCCUCUCCUCUCCCCUUACUAUUCUGGCUAUUUUCCUUUAAUUUUAUACACAUCUGUAUAAAAUACAGAUUGUGAUUGCACUAUUUGAUUACUGAAACAGUGCAAUUGCUUAUAUAUAGUAGUGCAGAAACAGUGGAGUGGGUUAUGAGGAUAUGUGGAAAUAUGAGGGUGAUCCGGAUUUUUUUUUUUGUCGUGUCAGGAGUGACUCCUGGUGUGAGAGAAUUGGCUGUCUGCAAGGACGUUGCCCAGGGGACGCCCGAAUGAUUUGAUGUUUUAUCAUCCUUGUGGGAGGCUUCUCUCAUGUCCCCGCAUGAGGAGCUGGAGCUGAUAGAGGGAGCUCAUCCGCCUCUCCCCGGAUUCGAACC
Messenger RNA from Anolis sagrei ordinatus, 3349 nucleotides. Lineage: Eukaryota; Metazoa; Chordata; Lepidosauria; Squamata; Anolidae. The record is from RefSeq and is a predicted model, not a curated record.